AUGAAGCCCAAGGUUCUCUUAUUCGACAUCGGCGGUGUCUGUGUCAGAUCUCCCUUUCAAGCCAUCCUCGACUACGAACUCGGCCUCGGAAUUCCACCGGGAUGGGUCAACUACUCCAUCUCCAAAACCUCGCCCAAUGGGUACUGGCAUCAGAUUGAAAGAGGCGAGAUCCCAAUGGAUGACUCCUUCUUUGAUGGCUUCGGGAAAGACCUUCACAACUCCAUCCGCUGGGAGGCAUUCUACAAACAGGAGCGGACCAAGAACCCUAAUCUACCCCAGAAAACGCCGCCGCUUCCAUCCGUCGAUGGGAAGUGGCUCUUUAAUGAGAUGAUGACGUCUUCUGACCAUCCUGAUCCUUGGAUGUUUCCGGCAUUGGAGAAGCUCAAGGAAAAUGGAAACUACAUUCUGGCCGCUCUGAGUAACACCGUCAUCUUCCCUCCUGGUCACAAGCUUCAUAUCAAGGAUUUUGGCGACAAUCACGUGCGGAGGGUGUUUGAUGUUUUUAUUUCCUCUGCUCACGUUGGCAUUCGAAAACCUGAUCCGAAGAUGUAUCAGUUUGCGCUUACCCAGAUCGACAAGUAUGCAAGGGACAAUGCGAACAGUCCGCGGGGUCAGCAAUUGGGUUGGAGUGAGGGCGUGCAGACGCAAGAUAUACUCUUCUUGGACGAUAUCGGCGAAAAUCUAAAAGAAGCCCGAAAUCAAGGCUUUGGGACGGUGAAGGUGAAUCUAGGGAGGGCGUUUGAGGCGGUAGACGAGCUAGAACGAGUGACGGGCUUGAAGCUUGCGGGGAACCAUCCUCGGGUGCCCAUAAAGCCCAACUACCGAGGUUCGAAAGCAAAGAUAUAG
Ilyonectria robusta is the source of this 846-nucleotide messenger RNA. RefSeq names its product HAD-like domain-containing protein. The transcript is spliced from 2 exons. The coding region runs from base 1 to 846 and encodes 281 amino acids. The record is from RefSeq and is a predicted model, not a curated record. NCBI's taxonomy places the organism in Eukaryota, Fungi, Ascomycota, Sordariomycetes, Hypocreales, Nectriaceae.